AUUCUGUGUGGAGCAUUAUGGGUUAGGAGAUUUGUGACUCCAUAAGGCGAUCGGCUGGGAGAGAUGGUAGAAUGGGAGAUUAGAUGGGGAGAUGGCGGACACAUCAUGACAACUGAAAAGAGUUUAGUGGCAGAGGCUGAGACUCCAAAACAGCCUCCACCAAAAGAGGAGGAAGUAGCUGCUGAAACUGGGAAACAGGAAGCCUCCUUGGAGAAAGCAUCUCAGCAAACACCUGAGGGGGACAAUCAAUCAAAGAAGAAACAGAAAGCAUCCAAUGGUGAUACACCCACUCGGGAAGACCAGAGCAAAAACAAAGAACGCACUUCUGAAAGUCGAGGCCUGUCACGCUUGUUUUCAUCAUUCCUCAAGAGGCCCAAAUCUCAGGUCUCUGAAGAAGAAGGGAACGAGGCAGAAACAAAAGAAAGUGGUGAAGGCCAGAAAGAGACAGAUAUAGGAGAUGAUCCCAAUGAAGAGAUUCUGCUGAAAGCCCCCAUUGCAGCUCCUGAACCUGAGCUCAGAACUGACCCAUCUUUAGACCUCCAUUCACUCAGUAGUGCAGAAACACAGCCUGCCCAGGAAGACAGAAGAGAAGAUCAGGAUCAGGAUCAAGAUCAAGAUCAAGACCAGGAUCCUGAUCAAGACCCAGAGAACAGGGAUUUGGAGAUUAAGGAAGGAGAAGAGCAAGUGGAGUGCUGUAAUACAGAAGAGAAAAAAGAGAACAAGGCAAAAUCAGACAAGGAAAUAAAAGGCGCUCAGAAGACUACAAGAAGACCCAGAAACAGCAUGCACUGCAAAGUUUCUUUGCUGGAUGACACUGUUUUUGAGUGCUCUGUGGAUAAACAUGCCAAAGGGCAGGAUUUGCUUAAGAAAGUAUGUGAUCACCUGAAUCUUUUGGAAGAAGACUAUUUUGGUUUAGCAAUAUGGGAUACUCCAACCUCCAAGACAUGGUUGGAUGCUGCCAAAGAAAUUAAAAAACAAGUUCAUGGAGGCCCAUGGGAUUUCACUUUCAACGUUAAGUUUUAUCCUCCAGAUCCAGCACAGCUGACAGAGGAUAUAACAAGGUAUUAUUUGUGUCUUCAGCUGAGGAAAGACAUAGUCACCGGCCGACUUCCUUGCUCUUUUGCAACACUAGCUCUGCUGGGUUCUUACACGAUCCAGUCUGAGCUGGGAGACUAUGAUCCAGAUUUGCAUAGCGCAGAUUAUGUUAGUGAAUUCAAACUGGCCCCAAACCAGACAAAGGAACUGGAAGAUAAGGUCAUGGAACUACACAAAACAUACAGAUCAAUGACUCCAGCUCAAGCUGAUUUGGAAUUUCUUGAGAACGCCAAGAAGUUAUCAAUGUAUGGAGUUGAUCUUCACCAAGCGAAGGACUUGGAAGUAGUGGAUAUCACUUUGGGAGUCUGUUCCAGUGGCCUUCUUGUCUAUAAAGAUAAGCUGAGAAUCAAUCGCUUCCCUUGGCCCAAAGUCCUGAAGAUUUCUUACAAGCGCAGCAGCUUUUUUAUUAAAAUUCGGCCUGGGGAGCAUGAACAAUAUGAAAGUACAAUUGGAUUCAAACUUCCUAGUUAUCGUGCAGCCAAGAAACUAUGGAAAGUCUGUGUUGAGCACCACACAUUUUUCAGGCUAACAUCCACUGAAGCAAUUCCCAAGAGCAGGUUCCUGGCACUGGGCUCUAAAUUCCGCUAUAGCGGUCGGACUCAGGCCCAAACGAGGCAGGCUAGUGCUUUGAUUGACAGACCUGCACCACAGUUUGAACGGACAGCAAGUAAACGGGCCUCUAGAAGCCUCGAUGGGGCUAAACGUACCUCUCAAAAAAUUGAGUUCAUACCUGUAGAGGAAGAGAAGCAGGAGGAUGUGGUGUGUGUUGGGGUUCCGGAAUCAGAGCCCGUGGAACAAAUUGGAGAGAUGCCAGCAAAAGAUGGCCUUGAGAAUAUUGAAAAGAAACAAAUAGUGACCAAGGAGGAGGUCAGCUUGGAAGUUCCUGUUGCAGAAACAAAAUUAGUGGAACCAUUAAAAAUAUAUUCAGUUGUACAUGUUCAUGAAAAGUUUGAUAUAAGCACAAUAAAAGAAGAGGAGAAAGAAGAAAAAACACUUGUGGUGCAGGAUCUAGAACAAAAGCCACUAUCACUUGAACCGAUUCAGGAGGAGUCAGCAGUAGCAGUGGUUACACCUGACCGAAGCACACGCCCUACAUCAGCACCUGCUAUUGCUCAGAGCCAUGUGAUUGAACCUACUCCACCCGCUGUAUCUGAUAACAAGGAACCAGCAGUUGCUAAAACAGAGGAGGCACAGGGAAAAGAAUUAAAACGUGAAGAAACAUUACCAGAGAAGCCCAAAACUGAGCAUGAUGGAGAUUUCCAGCAGCGUGCCGAAAAAGAGGAAGAACCGAUAAGAAUGAGGAAGAAAAGAUCAAAGAGGCUAGAUGGUGAAAACAUUUAUAUAAGACAUAGCAAUUUAAUGUUGGAGGAUCUAGAUAAAACUCAAGAGGAAAUUAAGAAACACCAUGCCAACAUCAGUGAGCUGAAGAAAAACUUUAUGGAAUCUGUUCCUGAGCCACGGCCAAGCGAAUGGGACAAACGCUUGUCUACUCAUUCUCCCUUUCGGACUCUGAAUAUCAACGGACAGAUCCCUACAGGAGUAGAAGGAGUCCAGGUCAAGAAACCCACAUUUCAGUCCUGUGAGAGACAGGUUGGUGGGCCAGAGAGCAUGAGUGACUCUUCCUUCAAAGAGGAUGAGGAUGCAGUGGCAGAAGGGAAAAAUAUUGCCUCCAGCUUUGAAUGGGAGGUCUCAAAGCACUCAGUAGGCUUUAGUGAGAGCCCAGUGUCAGCUACCCAGGAGCCUGCACAAACUCAUGAAAAUGACACUACUGCUUCUAUAAGCAGCAAGGAGGAGGUGGAGGAGGGUGCUACAGCUCUCGCUGAGAGUGAGGAAGACCUAAGGAGUGAAAAGGGAUUUUAUUCAGAUGUGGAAAAACAGACAGAGGUGGAGAUCUCUAUAAUCCCUACUUCACCUCCAGUGCAGACCCAUGAGCAAGAGGAGGAGGCAUGUGAUGUGGAAAAGAAACAAAAUUCAAGAGAACUACUUAGAAAACUAAAUGAAAACUAUCACAGCUUAAAUAUUGAUAAUGAAUUUCCUGCCCUCAUUCGCUGUUUCCAGCCACCUCUUGUGAAGACUCAGACUGUUACUAUCUCUGAUGUGUCAAGUUCUGUGAAAAGUGAAAUUCCAACUAAAGAAGUUCCUAUUGUCCACACAGAGACCAAGACUAUAACUUACGAAGCUGCACAGACUGAUGAUGGCAGUGGGGAUUUAGACCCUGGAAUUCUGCUAACUGCUCAGACCAUCACUUCAGAGACCACCAGCAGCACUACCACUACCCAGAUCACAAAGACGGUGAAAGGUGGAAUUUCAGAAACACGAAUUGAGAAAAGAAUUGUUAUCACAGGGGACGCAGACAUUGAUCACGAUCAGGUUCUGGUUCAGGCCAUCAAAGAAGCAAAGGAGCAACACCCAGACAUGUCUGUGACAAAGGUGGUGGUCCAUCAGGAGACGGAGAUCGCAGAAUAGCAAGACCUGCUAUAUCUAUAAUUAUAUAUAUGUAUAUCAAGGCGAUGUCUAUUUUACUCUGAGAAAGGCCACCUGAAAUAUACCAGCAGAACUACAAGGAAACUACCUUGGAGUACCAUGACCUCAAACUUGCCAGAGUUACUUUAUCAGACAUUCUAUCACUUACUACUUGGAGUUGGGCUUUUUGAUGUUUACUUUGGAUUCUCCUCAGUACAGUGGAUCUUUUUUUUUUUUUUGAUUAUCAUUUUUAUAUAUUGUGACCGACAGUAUGCCAUACUUUUCACUGUACCGAAGUGGGGUUUUUUUACAGGUUUUCAUUUUUGUUGGCAUUCCUUUUUCCUAGCACCUAUUUUUUUCAAGCUGUAUUAUGAAGUUUGAAGGCCCCCCUGGCCAAAGCAUAAGGCUUGUUGAAGGGGGAGUUUCCUUUAACUGCAUUGCCCCUUCAUUGUUGUUAUCCUUUUGUCCUUUGCAUUCUCACUUAGUGAAUUCUCACUUACUCAUAUAGUGUGGGGAUGUCAAUAAUCUAGAAGUGGAUCUUCUUACUAGGAAAGUCAACAAAUCAGUCCAGUUUGUGCAGCGUUUUUUGCUCUCCUAUUGUGACUUGUCCUGGAGUUUUUAUACCGAUACAUACACAUUUAUACAAGGCUCUCACAGGUGUGUCUACCCUUUUUUGCCUUUGGAUUUUCCUUGCUUGUGGACUUGUGAGCCUCUAGAUGCUUCAACAUAGCAGGAAGCUGUGGAGUAAUAUAUUCACCGCUAUUGCAGUCUGCGUUGAGAGAGAAUGGAAUUUGGUUCACUUUUAUACUGUGAAUUUUAGAGCUUUUCAGUGAGCUAUGACAAAGAACCUUUGCCUUCAUCCCCUCCCCGCUUUUCUCUCUCAUAUUAUUUUGGGCUUCUUGAAAGACUGUAUCAAUCUUAUCUAUCAUUUCCCCCACAUUAAAUCAAGCCUGUUAGAAAAUGA
Molecule: messenger RNA, 4522 nt
Organism: Heteronotia binoei (common prickly gecko)
Lineage: Eukaryota; Metazoa; Chordata; Lepidosauria; Squamata; Gekkonidae
Gene: EPB41
Product: erythrocyte membrane protein band 4.1
Exons: 25
Coding region: 64-3561 (1165 amino acids)
Biological process (GO): cortical actin cytoskeleton organization
Cellular component (GO): plasma membrane; cytoskeleton
Molecular function (GO): actin binding; structural molecule activity
Source: RefSeq, a predicted model, not a curated record